AACAGCGGCCCUCUGCACCGGUUCGCAGUGUUUGUGUACGCUGUGGAAAAAACUACCAGACAAAGGUAGUAAUACAAUAAAAAACAACAACGAGCAGCCAAAACAACGAAUAUAAGCCCCAACAACGUAUAAUAUAGCUAUAGUACACUGGAGAGACCAGACAUGGUUGCACGAGGUGUAUAUGAGGUAGAGCACAAGCUGCAAGAGUAUAUAAGCAGCAGAGAUCUGUCGGGGCCGUGGGCUCGAGACAGUUCAGACAGCUGUGGCAAACGGGCGUCAGAAUGCUUUGCGCGUUCUGUUUGUUUGCAAAAGCCGCCGCCGUUUACUGCAAAGCGCUCCCUAUUCUUACUCUUCACUAGCGUCUCCUUUUGUCUUUAUCUUUUAUCUUUUUUUCUAUUGUCUUCUUCUUCCCUCUUCUUCUUCAAUCAUCAACCAAAAAUUUUUAUCAUAUCCAACGACGAUCCAAACACUACACCCUCUGGGUCCAGCUCGCCUCCCCCAGUAGUGCUGCCGUCUGAUCAAGGGACCCGAGCUCUCGACCAAGUCCAAGAAAUACUAGCCGCCACCAAGACGGACCCGAGCCUCGUCAACACAACUGCCAAGGCCAUCAAUACGGUGACUGCUGCCCGGGCCCUCAACGCCUCCAUACUGCCCCCGGUGACCCCCGAGGCUACGACCCCCGGCCGCCCCCAGGACCCUAUCGACAUUGACGUCUCCGGUUUCGAUAGAGAGCUAGUCGGCUCCUCCCCGCCCCCUGGCCGUAGAAUCUACGUCGAGGUGAAAGCGCAGCGGAAGCGGAAGCGCCUAGUGCCCAAUAACGCUCUGACAGCCGACAAUAGACAGGGCUCCUUUACAGCCCCGAGGUCACUGUUACGGAAAGAUGAAACAUGAAGAAGAUCCUUAUGUUUAUAUAAAGGAUGGUACUAUGGUUGAAUGGCGGGAUUCUGAUGUUCGCCCUACCGACGUGUAGGUAGGCAAUAGAGCAAACUACCACCACCGCUCACUGCUCACCAUACGAAUAAGGGGAUAUAUUCAAUAUUAGGAGCAGUUGUCCGUGAGAAAAACAAACAAGAACAAAAAAUAAAUACAGAUGGAUAAAUAGAUUGGGCACUUCCCCACAGCAUGGCCUCCGUCAAUCACGGUCACAUCGAAGCCAUCUAUAGGCUUGUACUACAGCGCUCUCUCCUCUGCGCUAGCCCACCUGAAAGAAGAGCACUCUACAUGGAGUUAGCGCCUUAGAAGAGACAUCGCCAACGAGCCGGUGCCGCCCAUGGUACAUGGUCGAUUCUACCCUUACAAUGACCCUCGAAACUCUCUCUUCGAGCACACUGAUGAGAAGAAGUCCAAUUAUGCGUACGGAGCUUAUUCCUCCAUGCUCAAAAAAAAAUAGUUCAAUUCAGCUAUUUAGAGAGCCCUAUCAACAGUGUUUCAGAUCCAACAUUGAGAGUCAAAUGAUAGUAAGUACAUAGAAAACAGCCAAAAACACCACACUAUGAUUUAGAGACAGGGAUCACGGGUUUUGAAAAGAAUCUCCGCCGUUAUUUUCCUCUUCUCACGCACUCUGGUAUGGAUUGUGUGGCUUGACUGUAGGUGGUAGACAAGAACAGGCAGUGUUUGGUGCCCUCGGUUGACGCGUCCAAUCACUUGCUUCAUCGAUGAUCGCCCUUCGAUGUCGCCGAUAACAAUCAAGUAGUUGCAGAAAACCAGAUUGUCUAUACCAGUACCAAAAAGCUCCGCAGUGCCAACAAUGACGUGAGGCUGCUUGGAUUGCCUGGCUUCUGCAGCAAUGGUGGCAAUUGUUUCACUUCGCCUCAAUGCGCCACCAGCCGAAUUGCUAGAGAUAUAGUGAACCUGGUAAUAGUCUUUUACGCUGGCCUCAUGUUUCAGACAUAUUGCAACAUGAGCUGCCAACCCAGGCGUACCACAUGCAAUCAGUAUAUGUCGUCGGGUAACCUUUGCCUGGGUGAGGAUUUCAUAAAGUCUGCAGAACCAGUUGUCUCUCGAGCAAUGGGUAAUAAAACGGCGCAUUGGAUCGCUUAGGCCUCGUUCCCAAGCUUCCUGUACUUCGGCCGCAAGUAUUUCGUACCGGCUUGGAUCCGGCAUUUUCGCCGCCGCCGUAGCGAUUGCUGGCAUCAUGGUGGCGGCAUAGUAGAAAUAGACAGCUCUAUUGCACUGAUUGCCGGACUUUUGGCGUAGCUGAUCAAGCACGGGCUGUAGGGUGGUGUCCAACUCUGGCGGGAUAUCGACUCUCACGUCUCUGAUAGGAACAUCACUAAUUCCAACCUCAAUGGGCAUACCAAAGACAAUACUUCCCGUUUUUCGGGCUAUCAUGAUGCCAAGAGAAAACUUGGCAAUCUCAUCAAUCAAGUUUUGCGUAUCAGGUUGGUUUGAUCGUAUUGCCUGUCUGAACCGUCUCUCGAGAUUGUCUAGCAUUCCUUCCUGUUUACUACGAAGAACGCUCAGGGGCCCAGAGAUACUCUUCGGUGAUUUUAGAUAUGGUGUUGCUGUUGUGAAGCAAAAGCUUGCUUUCCUUGGAUAUCGGCGAUUAAUAGAUUGAAGUUGUCGCAUGCCCAUCCAGAAUAGGCUCUCUCGCUCCACGAUCAAAUGGCUCUCAUCCGCAAAAACUAGCGAUGCCCAGCAUGAGCGAAGAAGCCGGACUUCCGUGUCACCGGCUACAACAGUUGUUGAAAACGUCGUGCCAAAUGAGCGUCGUGUAAAGGCGGCUGUACUCAUAAUAAUCAACGUGCGCGCACAAUUUCCGCUCAGUCGGGGUACUGGUGAAUUGACCACGGGCUGGCAUCCACAUGCUUUCGUCAGCUCGUCCAAAGAUUCCCAGUCGUACCGCCUAGUUCGUGGCGACGAUGAGAAUGACAUAUUGCCCGGCAUUAUAGCCUUGAUAUUAUGCACAUCAAUCGCCUCGCGUUCAACAUAGCCCGUUUCCGAAUUCGCCUCGCAGAGCCAUAGCGCUCCGGCUUUGCCAUACACUACAGUUUCGCAAAGAACAUCUUCUCCAGAUAUAUUGUUUGCAAAAUAUUGCGCUGACUUGCCACACGACUCGCCGACCAAAUGUGGAGGUGAAAGCAUGAUGGUGGCUCCGCCAUUAAGAGUGCGUGCAAAUGCUGCACUCAACGAGCCAGGGACACAAGAGCAUUCAAUCCCAAAAUAUUCUCCAGAUGGACAUGGUUGGUCAGUGGUCUCAAGGUCGAUGACUUUGUCGGAAUUGUGACUGGAAGGGUUUUGAGAUCUAUGCUGAAGCACCAGAUAAGCCAAUCGCGUCAUUGUUUGUACCCCUAGAAUGACAUACGACUUCCCAAGACCAGUCUCAUCACAUAUGAGAGCGCCAUCGCUAGAUUCUGAUCCAUGGUGGGCACUGACUUUCUGUACAGCUUUGAAGAUCGCUUCAAGUUGAUAAGGUCUCAAGAUCUUGUUGGUACCAGGUAGCUGCACACCAUUAAGCAAGGCCUGGCGGCUAACUGCAAAGAAUCGGGCCACAUUUUCGAUUUCCGAUGGAGGUGUGUAGCAAUGCUGAACGAGUUUAGACAUAACUGAGUCAUGUAAGCGUGAGGCUCCAUCUUCCCGCUCGACCUCUGGCAGGUCCGUCAGGUCAAUGCAGUUUGCUGAAGUAGAAGUAUCUGGUUGGUAGUUAUCCUCAGGUUCAAUGCGGGACGCAGGCUUUACAACAAUGUCUUGUGGUACCUCAAUCACCUGUCCAGAUAGACUCUCCCUGCCAGGGGUAAAGUGCACGAGGAAGACGGUCGAGGGGUCUACAGAAGGGUUGGCUCGUCGACCGAGGAAGGACUCAGCAAUAACAGACAGACAAACGCGCCACGUUUGGUCGUUAUCGAAGUGCAAAAUAACUUUUGAUUUCCUUCCAUCCCAAGUCCAAUCAAAAUAGGCUGUCUAGGCCGUGCUUUGAAAUGGCGCUUGGUUUACAAGACGAGCCAAAUGGUAUUGUCGAAAGUCAACAAGUUGUGAAUCAUGAUCAGCGAAGUCGGAAAGGGUUCCUUCGGGUUUGGUACCGUCUCCGAAAGUAUAUGCUACACCAAUCAGACAAGUAGCCGCCGAAUUUAUAAGAGUUGCUUCCAUUAUAGGAGGAUAGUUUAGAUUAUGGCGAUUGUUGCCGAUGGUGAAACUGAGGAGGAGUAGUUGAAGACAAAAAACAAAAAACCAAUAGCGGGGCGUGGGGGAUAACGGAUAAUUCACUACGC
[Torrubiella] hemipterigena is the source of this 4208-nucleotide messenger RNA. Lineage: Eukaryota; Fungi; Ascomycota; Sordariomycetes; Hypocreales; Clavicipitaceae. The record is from the annotation of a GenBank genome assembly.